UCUCUCUCCUCCUCGGUUGCAGAGAGCCACUGAGACUGUUACAGCACAGUGGACCAGAAUCAGAGAAGAGUACUGGAGGACCAGACGACCACUACUACCCCUGAGCCAAGCAUCACCUGGCCAUACACUACCAACACACACCGUUUGAUGAAGCAGAGUGUUAAGAUGGCGCUUCUCCUGGCCCUUUCCUCUCUCCUCCUUCUGGUCAGUCCCGCUCUGGCCCAGAGCCCGGACAUGUCCUACGAAGACUACAUGGCCCAGGUACAGGCCUGUCCCAAAGAGUGCCGCUGCCCGCCCAGCUUCCCCAACGCCGUCUACUGCGACAACAAGGCGCUGAAGCGCAUCCCCACCAUCCCCCCACACACCUGGUAUCUGUACCUGCAGAACAACCUCAUCGACGUGCUGUCAACAGACGCAUUCCGCAACGCCACGCAGCUCCGCUGGAUCAACCUAAACCGUAACCGCAUCACCAGCGAGGGAAUGGAGGAGGGUGCCCUGGCCUCCAUGCCCCGCCUGGUUCACCUCUACAUGGAUGACAACCUGCUGAGCUCUGUCCCAGCCAACCUGCCCUCCAGCCUGGAGCAGCUGCGCCUCUCCCGCAACCGCAUCUCCAAGAUCCCCGCCGGGGUGUUCUCAGGUCUGGAUCGGCUGACACUGCUGGAACUGCAGGGGAACAAGCUCCAGGAUGACGCGGUGACCGAGGUGAGCCUGAAGGGCCUGAGCAACCUGGUCCAGAUUAACCUGGCCAAGAACCAGCUGACCACCAUGCCCCUGGGCCUCCCCAUCACCCUCACCCAGCUCUUCCUGGACAACAACGCCAUUGAGAAGAUCCCCGCCGACUACUUCAAGGGUCUGCCCAAGGUGGCCUUCCUCAGGCUCAACCGCAACAAGCUGGGAAACGAUGGGUUGCCCAAGAACGUGUUCAACAUCUCCAGCAUCCUGGACCUGCAGUUGUCCCAUAACCAGUUAACUCAGGUUCCUAUCAUCCCCUCAGGCCUGGAACACCUCCACCUGGACCACAACCAGAUCAAGAAUGUAAAUGGAUCUGAUAUCUGCCCUGUGUCAGCUGAUGCUCUGGAGGACUAUGCCACUGAGACCGCUCCUAAACUUCGCUACCUCCGUCUCGAUGGCAAUGAGAUCAAGCCACCAAUCCCCAGAGACCUUAUGGUGUGCUUCCGUCUCCUCAGGUCCAUUGUCAUAUAAAGAAGACACUUCCACCAGCCAAUCGCAUCUAGCUAUAGUCUCCUGGAUCCAAGGGCAGAUGAUUACUAACGAAUGGAAGUGACUAUGCUAAUCUAUAUGGACUUUUGCAUAAUUAUGUUGAAAACCACAUAUUAGACGCUAGGGUUGGGGUCAAAUCAAACUCUGUUAAUUUAAGAAUUCAUGCAAUGAAUUGGUCAAUAGAAAAUAAUGGACCAUUUUCAAAUCUUGAAUUGAGUCUCCUGAAUUGGCAGAAUGGGAAUGGAAUUGACCUCAACCUUGUUGGGUGAAGGUCACCUGACAAUCUGUAGAUAGUGUGAUUGGACUGCAUUACUGUCUUCUGACCACUAGUUGUGCCUUAUGUUAGUCCUAUAGUCACAAGUGCUUAAUGAAACGGUGCAGUAUGGAUGAGUGUGCUGCUUCAAUGCAGCACACAUUGGUCUGAAAGUGGUAGAAAACCUUGAAAUUGUGUUUUUCUGAAACUCUAAAAAAUACAAUAAUUGACUAUGACAAUGUGAUUGGGACAAGAUAAGAGGAACAUUGUUUAGAAACAGAAUGUAAUUAAGGCAUGUUGCAUCUUCUGACGACUCAUUGUCCUCAUUCUCUUUCUUUGAAUGGAAGAUAAUCAUUUGUGAAUGCUUAGCCAAAAUAAUACUUUUGAAACAUUUUCUACUGCUCCUUUCUGAUAGAAAAACUCGAGUUGAUAUCAGACUUGAAACCAAAUGAAAAGCAUAUUUAUUUUUUUUGUUCUCUGGGAAUAUGAAUAUGUUUAGCUAACUUUAGACACAUGCAAUUCCACAAACAUGCAAUUGUUUGUUCUUUCACAUUAAGGUAAUUUAUUUAAUUGUCAAUUUUUUGUUGAAAAAUCUAAAAUCAUUCACUGAAUUCUUGAUCACUGUCUCAAAUGUGAAAUUCCAUUUUGUACUCAAUGGGUCAAUCUUUUUAUAGUACUGUCAUCUAACAUAUUUUGGAAAUGCCAACACAGUUUUGGAAUGCUUACAUUUUGUUCAGAAUAUGUUGUUGUGAAUUCCUUAUACAGUCUCAGAUUUAAAUAAAACACA
This is a messenger RNA of Coregonus clupeaformis (lake whitefish), 2261 nucleotides long. RefSeq names its product keratocan-like. Gene Ontology annotation, molecular function: protein binding. The transcript has 3 exons. NCBI's taxonomy places the organism in Eukaryota, Metazoa, Chordata, Actinopteri, Salmoniformes, Salmonidae. The record is from RefSeq and is a predicted model, not a curated record. Bases 148 to 1203 code for a protein of 351 amino acids.